AUGGCGUCGAUUUGUUAUGCAAGUGCCGUGGUAGUCUGCCUCUUAGGAAUACAUUUUUCUACGGCGGACAUCGAUCACGCAACAAAACCACUGAUAGUUGGUUCCAGUGACCAAUUAUCAGAGAAAGAAAUAUUCCGUUCGGAAUUGCCCAUUCCCAUCAAACUAAACUAUGGGAAUCAACAAUUUCCUAUUAAAAAUGAUAGGGUCCCGAUUGUAGCAUUGGAAAAGCAAAGAGCCACAAACGAUAAUAAAUUGUCGACUGAAGGAAACGUAUUCAAGGAGGCAAUUUACCAAGAUUAUGAUGAGCCUCCUACCGACUUCGCUCUGAAAAGGUUUUGGGGAAAGUGGAGGAGAAGGAGAACGUCUACAAGGCUCCCAACAACUGUAACCUCAGAUCCAGCAUCAACAGGAUCCCCAACAACAUCUACUGCCAUACCGACAUCAACAGGAUCCCCAACAACAUCCACUGCCAUACCGACAUCAACAGGAUCCCCAACAACAUCCACUGCCAUACCGACAUCAACAGGAUCCCCAACAACAUCCACUGCCAUACCAACAUCAACAGAAUCCCCAACAACAUCCCCCGCCAUACCUACAUCAACAGGAUCCCCAACAACAUCCACUGCUAUACCGACAUCAACAGGAUCCCCAACAACAUCUCCCGCUAUCCCGACAUCUACAACAACCAUGACACAGACUCCAACAACAUCAACAGCAAUUCCAACUUCAACCCCAACACAGUCCCCAACAACUUCAAUGGCGAUUCCAACAUCUACGACAACCACAACAGAGUCAUCGACAACAUCCACAGCAAUUCCAACAUCGACGACAACCACAACACAGUCCCCAAUAACUUCAACAGCGAUUCCAACAACCACAACAGAGUCAUCGACAACGUCCACGGCAAUUCCGACCUCUACGACAACCACAACAGAGUCAUCGACAACAUCCACGGCAAUUCCAACUUCUACGACAACCACAACAGAGUCAUCGACAACAUCUACGGCGAUUCCAACAUCUACAACUACCACAACAGAGUCAUCCACAACAUCCACAGCAAUCCCAACAUCUACAACAACCACAACUGAGUCAUCGACAACAUCCACAGCAAUCCCAACAUCUACAACAACCACAAGAAGUUCAUCGACAACAUCCACGGCAAUUCCAACUUCUACGACAACCACAACAGAGUCAUCGACAACAUCCACAGCAAUCCCAACAUCUACAACUACCACAACAGAGUCAUCGACAACAUCCACAGCAAUUCCGACCUCUACGACAACCACAACAGAGUCAUCGACAACAUCCACAGCAAUCCCAACAUCUACAACAACCACAAGAAGUUCAUCGACAACAUCCACGGCAAUUCCAACUUCUACGACAACCACAACAGAGUCAUCGACAACAUCCACAGCAAUCCCAACAUCUACAACUACCACAACAGAGUCAUCGACAACAUCUACGGCGAUUCCAACAUCUACAACUACCACAACAGAGUCAUCGAUAACAUCCACAGCAAUCCCAACAUCUACAACAACCACAACUGAGUCAUCGACAACAUCCACGGCAAUUCCAACUUCUACGACAACCACAACAGAGUCAUCGACAACAUCCACAGCAAUCCCAACAUCUACAACUACCACAACAGAGUCAUCGACAACAUCCACAGCAAUCCCAACAUCUACAACAACCACAAAAGAGUCAUCGACAACAUCCACAGCAAUUACAUCGUCGACAACAACUACAACCCAGUCCCCAGCAACAUCAACAGCAAUCCCAACAUCUACAACAACCACAACAGAGUCAUCGACAACUUCCACAGCAAUCCCAACAUCUACAACAACCACAACAGAGUCAUCGACAACAUCCACAGCAAUUCCAACAUCGACGACAACCACAACAGAGUCAUCGACAACAUCCACAGCAAUUCCAUCGUCGACAACAACCACAACCCAGUCUCCAACAACAUCAACAGCAAUUCCAACAUCUACAACAACCACAACAGAGUCCCAAACAACAUCAACAGCAAUUCCGACCUCUACAACACCCACAACUUAG
This is a messenger RNA of Drosophila mauritiana, 2058 nucleotides long. Its product is annotated as mucin-5AC. The record is from RefSeq and is a predicted model, not a curated record. Bases 1 to 2058 code for a protein of 685 amino acids. The transcript is spliced from 3 exons. NCBI's taxonomy places the organism in Eukaryota, Metazoa, Arthropoda, Insecta, Diptera, Drosophilidae.